This is a messenger RNA of Tigriopus californicus, 2716 nucleotides long. Its product is annotated as DNA ligase 1-like. The record is from RefSeq and is a predicted model, not a curated record. Gene Ontology annotation, biological process: actin filament bundle assembly. Bases 161 to 2539 code for a protein of 792 amino acids. Lineage: Eukaryota; Metazoa; Arthropoda; Copepoda; Harpacticoida; Harpacticidae. Gene Ontology annotation, cellular component: actin cytoskeleton; plasma membrane. Gene Ontology annotation, molecular function: actin filament binding. The transcript is spliced from 15 exons.
GAGGGAAGGCAGAAAGGUAGGGAAGGCAUACAAAUCUCGCUCGCCGCCGCUGGCCUCGCGAUUUCGGCUUUCAAAACGGAGUGAAGAUCUCAUUUAGAAGGUGGCACAAGUGAACGGCUUGUUUUGAGCUCCCAUUUUUUCGACAUUUCGUGACAUCAUCAUGGCAGAUUUGGAGAAAGGAAACAAAACCAUUUUGGAAGAGGACGAAGAAGAGGAAGAGGAUGACGAAGAGUACGAAUACGAGGAAGUGUCCGAGUACGACGAAGAAACCGAAAGUGAGGAUGAAGCCGUGGAUAAAGUUAUCACCAAGCAAAUCAGUCUAGAGUCCAAUGAAGACAAUUCUCCGUCCAAUACCAACGAGCUUGCCAGUGACCCUCACGCGACCCCAAAUCCGGCGACCCCGACGACCCUUCAAGCCUCCACAGCCAACGGAUCUGGGGAGAAAAAGUCCCGCAAAGAGCGAAAUGAAGAGAGUGGAGAGAAUGGGGAGAAACGGAAACAUCACAAAAAGCAUAAAAAGUCUAGACAUAUCGAGAAGUUUGAAGCAUUUAACACUGGAAAGCCCACCGAUUCUAGCCGCGAGAAAAGUCACCGGCGGAAGAUCCACGUCCGUUCCAAGGAUCCCGCCAGCAUUGCCAAACAAUUGGAAAAGAGUCUCAAUGGCGGUUCCUCUUCCAGCAGAUCCAGAUCUGGCAAAGGGAAACCCGCACCCCCACCUCCUAAGAUCAACACUGUCUGCAAGAUUUGUGGUAAAGAACCUUACGUUGUAGAGCGAUUGGUGGCCGAAAAAUCCUGGUGGCACAAGAACUGCUUCCGAUGUAAACAAUGCAACAAGAUUCUGACCCUUGAUACCUACAUGAGCCACGAGGGUGUGAUUUACUGCAAACCCCAUCACCGAGAACUGUUCCAGCCUAAGGUGGUUAAGGAUGACAUUAUUGAGGUCAAAGCCAAGCCUUUGGGAAGACGAUCCAAAAAUGAAGAUGCCAUCGAGCGCCAUCGCGAACAAGAGAGAAAAAUGGAGACCAUUGUCAGAGAAAAUGAACCCAUUGAUCUUGGCGAUGAUGUGAUCAGAUCCAGUGCCACAGAGCGGGAGACCAAGUACAAUGGUCUCGAGGAUCUGGAUGUGGGCUCCAAAUUCAAAAUGUUUGAGAAAGGAGGGUCGGAAGAGGCUGAACUAAUGCCUCGAAUCUCCACGGAUCGGUAUGGCAUCAUGGAAAAACUCAAGCGGCUGCAAGAGGGCGAGGACCUGGAUGACCUUCUGGCUGAAAUUGACGAAGAGAUGCCAGACGAUCCAGAGGAGGAAGUUGAUCCAGAAGAAUACGGCAUGUCCGAAAUGGAGAAGAAGACACAUAAGGCCGAGAUGAUGUUCAGCGACUCCGCUCAAGAUCGACGAGACAAAAAGGCGGAGCAGAAGAGACUGGAAUUGAAGGAACUGAGGGAGUCCCUCAUGUCUGGGAAUAAGGAUAAUGUAUUGGACCAGUUCGAGGAUCUGUUGAAUUCAUCGGCCAAUAAAAUAAAGAAGACCAAGGUGGACGUCAGGAGCGCCAACGCCAAGAAGUUUCGGGAAAUGUUCGACAAGGGCGAGGUUCCAGAAGGCAGUUUGACCAACGCCGACAAGACCAUCAAGGAGAAAAAUCACGAGCUUGAACAGAUGAGAAAAACCAAGCGUGACCAGAAGGAGUACUUCAAGAAAAUGGAAAAGGGCGAGUUGGAAGAUCCAUCCAAGGCGGCUCACGAGCCCAAACUCUUGGUCGGGAAGUUCAAAGAUAAAUCCAAUGGCGAAGAAGGAGGAGCCCCAGCUGACAUGGAGUUGGCCUCGUUGUCCAACCGGUUCUCCUUUUUUGAGAACUACAAAGACAAAGAACCCGGGAAACCCAAAAAGAAACAAUUUCGCAUAUCACCCUCCCGAGAUGGAGAGGAGGUCGAGGCUGAGCCCAAUAGUGAGGAUAUCGAGGAGAGACGUCGUCACUUGACAGAAAGGGAUAUUGCGAGACGGGAUUGCAAAGCGGCUAGCAUCCUAAAGAAAUUCAAGGAAAUGGAGGAGAAAGUGCUGAACGGCGAAGAUGAUGUGUCAAAAUGCGAUGAUCCAGAUAAACCGAUUAUGACAGACCUGGGUUUUCUAGGUCGAUUACCAGGGGUGGGAGAGAAACGGCCUCUGAAAAGGUUUACUCCACCUAGAAAAUUGGGCAGCGAGUCGGAGAGCGACUAUUCCGACAGCGAUUAUUCCGACUCGGAUUCUUACACCGAUUCGUACUCGGACUCUGAGUACUCUGAUUCGGACGUCGACGAAGACGAAACUUUGCGCGCUAUUCGGGCCACUCAGAGGGCCAAGGCAUUGCGCGCCAAAUUUGAAGAAUGGGAGCAAAGUCAGGAUGCCAAGGAACAGGAGCGACAAAUGAAACUCACCGACGAGAAUGGAUCCAGCUUGGACACGGCCUCGCAUCUGAAGAAACGCUUCGAGGCUCUUCAAUUGCGUGAGGAGGCCGAGCGCAAUUCCCAAGCCCAAUCGCCCAAAUUCAGACCGAAAAGAUUCAAGUAAAAUCGUCGUGUGAUACCCGUGUCAAUCCGUCGUCCCUUUCGGAUGGUUAAUCAGGCUGAACGCAUGGAGCUUGUUUAACCAAUGAGGGGAUCAUGUCCACCGCUUGGACCACACAUUACUUCCUUUGUUGUCUUUGUAUAUACGAUAUUGUACGAAUAAAUACCCUCAAAUACUGAA